Messenger RNA from Prorocentrum cordatum, 3735 nucleotides. Lineage: Eukaryota; Dinophyceae; Prorocentrales; Prorocentraceae. The record is from the annotation of a GenBank genome assembly.
GGGAUUGAGAUCUACACCGCCAACUGCAACACGUGGGCCAAGGGCGUCGCGUUCGUUGACGAGCACAUCACCAAGCCGAGCUGCAUCCUGGGCCAGGAGCACAGGCUGGACGAUAACUGGAAGGAGGAGGUGCAGGCAGCGACCUGCAAGCGAGCAUGGGCGAUUGCGAUGGCGCCCAGUGCGACGGGAGCUCGCGGGGGCCGCAGUGCUGGGACCUACGACAUGGUGCCCAAACCCAUCGGCCUCACCUACGCGUACGGCCAGCAGGAGCGGAACUGCUCACCCACAGGCGGUGGGCUGUCAGAACGCAACCUGCUGAUCCUGGACCGCAUCGGCGAGCUCGCAGAGAUGCAUGCUGCCCCUUGGAUUCUUGGCAUGGACGCGCAGUUGGAACCCCGCACCUUGCACGAGUCGGGCUGGCUCCAAGACGUGGGAGGAGUGCUCCAAACCACUGGCAAGGUUACGUGCGACAGCAUCGGAGGAGGACGCGAGAUCGACUACUUCGUGGUCGCCAAGGGCCUCAGCCCUGCCCUCAGCCAGGCAGAGAGGGUGGGGGACAGUGAGGCCCCCCCGCGCUGGCCAGUGCGGAUGCGCUGCCUGAAGCAGCCCAGGGAGGCCAAGGUGCUGCGCUUCAUCAAGCCGCGUGCCUUCCCCAUGGCGCUGCCAGUCGGGCGUGCGCCGCAGCCGCAGCAGCGGCCGUUGUGGCCGACCAACUGCACGGGCAGGCUCGACCAGGAGGACCUGGACUGGCGCCAGGUCUCGCGCACGGCAGAGGAGGAGCUCCUGGGCAUCUGCCAGAUCCCAGAGGAGGAGCGCCCACGGUACCGCGGCCGAGGCGAUGCGCCGAAGACGGUGCUCACGCCGCUCCUGGGCCCCAAGGCGAGGGAUGGCGUUGGGCAGACGGUGGAGGGCGCGGCCUGGCGCUGGGCGGCCAACAGGAUCGGCAGCCACACACUGGUCGCUCAAGCAGCCAGGGCGAAGCGCCCAGACCCAGCUCGGGUGGCAUGGCCACGCGAGUGCCUAGGCAAGGCGUUGCACCGAGGGCGACGCCGCUUGCGGCAGCUCGGGGCCACGGGACAGCGGCUGGACCACCUCCUCGUCGACAUCGAACACUGGCGGCUGCACGAGGAUGGCGCUAAGGAGCUGCUCACCGCAGUCAUGGAGAUACGGCGGUGGCUCCUUAAGCAGGCCGACAAGAUAGUGAGUACGGUGGCUCAGCGACCCCCCGCGCCCAUCGCGAACUACAAGAAGGACGAGGUGGAGUUGCUCGACGGGCUGUUCAAGACAAGCACUGGCAUCGGCCCUGACUGGUGUCACCCGGGAUGGUGGACGUGGCUAUCGUCGGAGGGCAUCCAGGCGCUGGUCGACCUCGCCGAGUACAUGCUCCACCACGUUCAUUGGCCUACCCAGGUAGAGCUGUUGGCCUACUUCCUGGUGCCGAAGCCGCACGAGGAUGGGCGCCGCCCGCUGGCCCUCUUGUGCUCCCUGGUUAGAGUCGUUGAAACGUUGAUGGCAGAUGAGUAUCGCAAAUGGGAAGAGAUAGUCGCACAACCCUAUGACUGGGCUAGCAGAGGUAAAGGUGCUGAGGACGCGAUGUGGGACCUCAUGCUCAGGGACGAGAGCUGCCCAGAGGACCACAUCAACGCGGCUGUGGUGAAGGACCUGUCCAAGGCGUUCGAGCACGUCACCAUGAGGCGCCUGUGGGAGCACGGGCGCAAGCUGGGGAUGUCAGAGCAGGUGCUCCACCUCAUGAUCUCGAUCUUCACUAUGGAGAGGGUCGUUACGCUGGAUGGUAUGGUGGCCUCUACACGGAUGCGUGCGUGGUCGGCAGCGGCCGCAGGCAGUCGUGGUGGUGCACCGGCGCUCAAGUGUUUCACCAUCAUCUUGUUGGACAUGGUCAUUGCCAGGCCGUGCCUGGAGGGGGCCAAGAGGCACGUCAAGCUCUACGUCGACGACACCACGCUCCACCUGCAGGGCGAGCGGGAGGCGGUGGUGCACGAGGCGAAGGAGUCUGCGAUGGCAUACAUACAGGCAGCUGAGGCAGAAGGCCUCCCUCUGUCGCUCACCACGCACAAGAACGGCGUCACCAAGAAGAGAAAUUUCUAUGUCUACACGGCAGACAAGCAGGCCAAGGCCAAGUUCAAGCUCUGGGCGAAGGACUGGGGCCUGGAGAUCCAAGAGGAGGGCGCGCAGCUGGGCGUGGACUUCACGGGCGGUGUCGGCGCGCAGCGGCGGCCCAAGCAGCAGGAGCGCGCAGAGGUCAUGGUCACGAGGGGUACCAAGCUGAACAUCCUUAAGAAGCAGGGCGCCAGCUUUGGCACGGCCAAGGUCGCCAAGCUUGGCUUCUUGCCGUCCAUGCGCUACGGGGUGGCCUGUAUCGGAGCGCCGCCGAAGCUCAUCGAGAGGGCUCGCAUCAACAUGUCGAUGGCGCUGAGCGGCGAGGCCAUGGGCAAGGAUCGCACCUUGCGCCUGUGGCUCGAGGAGGCCGACCCAGCGGUGAGCCUCACCAUUCGGCCAGUGGUGAAGUCGGCUGAGGUGGUAUGGAGUCGGGCCAUGGACGAGGAGGCUAUGGUCGCGGCAUGGAGGAAGGCAUCAGCGCGGCUGGCCACGGCAGGCACGGUGGCAUGGUCGGCAGUCAAAGGACCUGCAGAGGCAGUCUUGAGGACCCUGCGCGACCUCGGCUGGUCAUGGCCUGCGCCGUGGACGCUGCUCACACCAGCGGGCGUCCAUGUGCCAUGGCACGCGAUUGCGCCUAAGAUGGUCAGGUACAAGCUGGAGGGGGCCAUCGAGCGGCAGGUCCUCACGAAGUGGGCCACAGAGAAGGGCAUCGCCGAGGAGGUCCCGAUGCCGUUUUUGGAACCGGUGAGGGCGCUGCUCAAGAAGCGCAGGUGGGCUGCGCAUCAAGGCGCCAUCAAGGCCUACGUGGGGCAGGACUACUGCACGCAGGCCGAGCUCCAGCAGCGCGGCACCGUAGCCGACGGCAUGUGCCAGCAGUGCAGGCGCCCGCCGGGCACUCAGAGGCACCGCUUCGGGCGCCGCGAGGCCCACGAGGAGAGCAGGGCCAAGCUCGCCGACAAGCAUGCGGGCAUUGUGCAGCGCAUGGCGGGCUCAGGCGAGAGCUUGCUGCUCAAUUGCGGCCUGAUCGAGCAGUACCCCUCGGUCAACGCAGAGGGCGACGACAUCUGCGAGGACGACGUCAUGCCGUUCAUCUCGGGGGUCUGCUUCACUGACGGCUCGGGCAAAGGCGCCAACACGCUAAAGGGCUACGGCUGGGGCUACAUGUGGUUCGAGGAGCUUGCUGGUGAAGGUCAGUACACGGCGCUUGGUGGAGCAUACGGUAGCCUGCCAGGAGUACGAGCUGAUCUGUCGGUGGGGCGUGCCGAGCUCCAGGCCAUCUGGCAUGCCCUGCGCAGGGCGAUGCCCCCCACCACGCUGGUCACCGAUUACGAGAUGGCGGAGCUUUGCGACAUCUGGAUGCGCAUCUGGAACGUCGUGGACGAGACAUUCCCGAACAUGGAUGGCCUCACGGUGGUGCAUGUGCGGUCGCAUGGCAGAGGGCAGAACUCGUUCCACGUGCACGGCAACAAGAUCGCCGACGAAUUGGCGGUCAAAGGAGCGCAGCUGGCCAUGCCGCCGCAGUGGCAGAUCGACGUCUGGCAGGACCGCUGGAAGACGGUGCAGCAGGUGCUGGACUUCGUGGCAGACAUGGCAGUGGAGGUCGGCGACUUCGGGGAC